UCUGCGCAGAAUCUUAAAGAAUCAAAAGGAAGUGACAGAAGCACCAAAAGAGAAACCAGAAAUGACUAUGCUUAUCAGACUAGUUUUGUUUGAAUUGAAUUGCUUUGCAUUGGAGAAUGGGAAACUAUUACUAGUAGAAGCACCAAAAGAGAAACCAGAAAUGACUGCUUAUCAGACUAGUUUUGUUUGAAUUGAAUUGCAUUGCAUUGGAGAAUGGGAAACUAUUACUAGUAGAGCAAGCAACCUAUUAACCGGUUUUACAGAUGGGAGGUAUUCAUUCAUCUGCUGGUCAUGUCCUUGUGCUCUGUUCAUUUCAGCCUUUUUAUUUUUUAAUUAUCUUUUUUAUUUAUGGUCUUAUUUUGCCUUGGUGGUUGUUGUUUUAUCUCUGUGUUGGGUUUGCAAGACUUUUGCGUUUUCAUUUCAUCAUUUCCUGAAAAAUCUUGUGGUCCGCAGUCUCCUUCUGCUGCUGCUGCUUCAGCCUUCAGCUGCAGGUAUUCCCUGGAGAACCAAUUGACAACCUCGGUGUUUGUCUCUCUACUCUUUGACACAAGUUCAAAUGGCUGCUAGCAAACCAGCAUUUUUCACGGUCCUCAUUGGUGAUUUCUGCCGGCGCCUGAAAAUGCCAACUGCGUUUGUGGACAAGUUAAGGGGAACACCACCUUGCAAAUGUGUUCUUAGAGGUCCCAAUGGACAAAGUUGGAAUGUGGCACUGGAAGAGAGAGAAAGUGGUUUGUUCUUCUGUAAGGGUUGGCGGAAAUUUGUGAAGUAUCAUUGUUUGGAAGAAGGGGACUUUUUGGUCUUCCAUUAUACUGGCAAACUUAAGUUUGAUGUCACAAUUUAUGAUGAAAGUGCCUGUGAAAUGGAUUUAGAAGUAUCCAAGAGGAGAAGUCUCGCUGAUGGUAGUAGCGAUCAAGUCAUGUCUGGGAAGGCUGUAAUUGAAGAAACACCAACUGGAUUGACGGUGUUCCAGUCAAGGAAUUCAUGUUUCAUGAAAACUUUGGAGACAUUUAGACGUUAUGAUCUGACGAUUCCGCAGAAAAUAGUGAAAGCUGAGGGUCUUAAGGGACACAUGUCUCUAACGCUUCGAGAUCCAGAAGAGAGAUCACGGAUUGUUGAGACUGAUGUCACCGUAGAUAAACGUUUGAAGCUGACAAAAGGUUGGUGCCAAGGAUGCAGGGAGUUCAAUAUCUCAAUUGGGGACAAGGUUGUUUUCGAGUUUGUCAAGCCAAAUGUGAUUCAACUUCAUAUCUUCAGAGGCAAAGAUGUGCUACUCUCAGGUCCUAAAGUUGUGGACUCUAGCAACUAUAGGCAAAUCUAGUUCACUGCAGUUUCUUUAUGAUGCUGUGAUUGCAAUCUUUUGAUUGGAGAUGAUCUUGUAUUUACUUUACUUUAACCAAACGCUAUUUAUUAUCAUUCCCCAGACUUAAUCUA
Molecule: messenger RNA, 1431 nt
Organism: Rosa chinensis
Lineage: Eukaryota; Viridiplantae; Streptophyta; Magnoliopsida; Rosales; Rosaceae
Product: B3 domain-containing protein REM9
Exons: 5
Coding region: 557-1318 (253 amino acids)
Molecular function (GO): DNA binding
Source: RefSeq, a predicted model, not a curated record